UUGAGGAGGACACCCGAGGAGAUGACUAUACGGCCUCCUAGCUUUCCCCAGGCUGCGCCCUGCACGGGCCGGGGGCCGGCGGGGACCCCCGGGACCUGCCCUCUGGCCUUGCCCCUGCAACCCUCCCCCCUCCGCUCCUCCCGGAAAUCCGCUGGGGGUCAUGUCUCUGAGCUCCUCCCGGGCCUGGAGACUUCUGGGUUCCCUGUCCCUGAUGUCCUGGGGGCUCCGGGACUGCUUCUGUUGGCCUGCCUGGGGCUGCCUUCUGCCCCCUGGUGCUCACAAGGUCUCUGCCCAUCUCCACCUUGCCCAAUGCCUGCCUGCCCCCGUGCCCGGGCCUGCUGGGGCCACCGAACACCGCACUGCCGGCCUCUGGGUCCCUGAGACCCUUUAACCUGUGAGGACAUCCAGGGUCACAGGUGAGGUUCUUGGGAGCCUGGCGCCCGGCUCAGCCACAAAGCCCUCUGACCUCAGGCCACAGGCCCCUCCCCCCCUGCAGUGACAUCACAGAGGUCACCAGAUUCUGUGCAGGAUGGCCGCCCGGGUCCUCGCUGCCUUGCUGGCCCUCGGCGUGCCGGCGGGGGCCUGUCUGCUCUGUUUUACCACCUACAGCCAGCGCCUCCGCCUCUGCCACAUGUUUGCCGGGAGGCCGGGCCCCGAGAUCGACAAGUGCGAGGCGGCCUUCACGGCUGCCUUUAAGACGCUCUCAGACGUGGAGAUCAGUGAGGACUGCCCAGGGGGAGGGAGAGGGAGACCUGGGCCCCCGGGAGGGGCGUGGGGACGCACAGAGGCCGGGAGAUGGAGCCCCUGCCCGCCCCGCCCUCCCCCAGACUAUGAUGAGAAAAGCCACCUCCAUGACACGUUCACCCAGAUGACCCACUCCCUCCAGGAGCUGGCCGCCGCCCGGGGCUCUUACAGGAUUGGCUUUGCUGGUGCAGCUAGGAAAAUGAAAAAUGCCAUUUUACAGCUUAAACAAGCCCAGGCCUGCAUCCCUCCGUGCGGCCUCCAGGACUUCGCCCGGCUUUUCCGCUGCCGCGGGUGCUACUCGCGCGAUUGCGACCUCCCUCUGGACUGCCCAGUUCGAGACGUGAUGGUGCCUCGCGGGGAUCAGGCCAUGUUCCCUUGCGUCGUGAACUAUCAGCUGCCCCAGGAGGAGAUCGCCUACUCCUGGAAGUUCGCGGAAGGUCUCCGCACUCAGGACGUGAACUACUUCCGAGACGUGCCGGGGGCGCACGGGUACCUGGCGCGGAUCCGGCCGGUGCAGUCCAAGCACAGCGGGACCUUCUCCUGCGUGAUUAAGCAAGACCAGCGCCUGCUGGCGCGGCUCUACUUCUUCCUCAAUGUGACCGGCCCGCCCCCGCGCGCCGAGACCGAGCUGCAGGUCACGUUCCGCGAGGUGCUGCGCUGGGCCCCGCGGGACGCCGAGCUGCUGGAGCCCUGGGCGCCCAGCCUGGGCGAGCUGCUGGCCAGCCCCGAGGCCCUGACCCUGAGCAACCUGUGCCUGCUCGCGGCCGUGGCGGCCGUGGCAGCCGCGAGCGCGACCCUGCUGGCGUGGGUGUUCAUUCGGUGGUACCUAAGCGGCAGCUGACAAAGGUCUCUGUUUCUGCCCCCCGAAUAAACGAUAUGUUUUAGCUCCAGAUUCCUUUCUCUGGAGGUGGUGGCUGCAAGGCCAUGGCUGUGCCCGGGCGGGGGCUGGGGGCGGGAGUCCAGGCGGCGCCCCAAGACCCGCCUGCCAUCGGGAGCAACCAGAGAGUCCUGGUUAAUUCCUCCUGCUCCACCAAGCCCGAGCCCUUGCGAUGCGGCCGCCCUCCCUCC
Molecule: messenger RNA, 1812 nt
Organism: Lepus europaeus (European hare)
Lineage: Eukaryota; Metazoa; Chordata; Mammalia; Lagomorpha; Leporidae
Gene: SPACA6
Product: sperm acrosome associated 6
Exons: 8
Coding region: 530-1585 (351 amino acids)
Biological process (GO): fusion of sperm to egg plasma membrane involved in single fertilization
Source: RefSeq, a predicted model, not a curated record